ACAAAGAAGUUCUUCUCCGGCAACCAGCAAGUGAGCAGGCAGCAGUCCAGAUAUGGCGACAAGGGCGAUUUGGUCACCACCAACGGCCUGCAAUAUGGAAAGAAUUUGCUUAUGCAGCAAGAUGGAGGUAGUGACGAUCAUAUUGAACAAAUCAGAAUGAACAUUGCUGAAGCUCAGCGGACCACUGCACAACUCGCCGAGAAGGAGAGCGAAAAACACGCGCAACAGAAAGAGUUGAAUCAAAAAGAUAGUAUACGCUCACAAUCUAUCUCUGCAUUGAAGAAUAAGCUUCACGUAAGUGUUUGCUGGUGUAUUCAGGACUGA
Sphaeroforma arctica JP610 is the source of this 324-nucleotide messenger RNA. RefSeq lists its product as hypothetical. NCBI's taxonomy places the organism in Eukaryota, Ichthyosporea, Ichthyophonida. The transcript has 2 exons. The annotation marks the transcript as partial. The record is from RefSeq and is a predicted model, not a curated record.